Molecule: messenger RNA, 1489 nt
Organism: Lytechinus pictus (painted urchin)
Lineage: Eukaryota; Metazoa; Echinodermata; Echinoidea; Temnopleuroida; Toxopneustidae
Product: glycoprotein 3-alpha-L-fucosyltransferase A-like
Exons: 1
Coding region: 4-1119 (371 amino acids)
Cellular component (GO): membrane
Molecular function (GO): alpha-(1->3)-fucosyltransferase activity
Source: RefSeq, a predicted model, not a curated record
UACAUGUCAGAAACAAACGCGGAAGAGGAUGGAAUUAAUGAAAACUCACCAGAAGUUCAUAGGGAAAGGUCUCCCCUAUUUCAAAAUAGAGCUGGACAUUCGAAAGAAAGAUUACCUUGCUACCGUCAGAUCCAAGUAUGGAGGGGCAAAAGUCGCCCUUCAACGCCGAUAAAAACAGAAUGCCCAGGUCUGAAGUGUGGGAUAAGUUUUGUUCAGGACACAAGUUAUGAGACUUUGGAGAACAGUGAUGCAGUAGUUUUCUUUCAUAGAUCGCACUGGGAUUGGACAGAGAUGCAGAGUAGACGGCCACCAAAUCAAGCUUGGGUUUUUUAUUCUUUAGAGAGUCCUCUGCACACGGGGGAAAACUCAAUUCCACCUGUUGAACUUGAUCGUAUAUACAACUUUACGAUGUCGUAUAGGCCGUCGUCAACGAUUCAUAGUCCGUAUGGUCUUUACGAUAAAUCAAUACCACAAAUAUCAUCAGGUGAAAGUCGGAAUUGGGCAAAGGAAAAAAGCUCUUUGGUAGCAUGGGCUGCAUCCAAUUGCGGUGUAGCAUCCUGGCGCCGUCAUGAUUUUGUAAAAACACUUGCAAAUCACGUCAGAGUCGAUAUGUAUGGUCCUUGUGGAACAUUGGCUUGCGACAGAUAUUCAGACGAUUGCUGGAAUAAAAUCAAGGCUCACAAAUUUUAUCUAGCAGUGGAGAACAGCGAAUGCAGGGACUACAUCACGGAGAAAUUCUGGUAUAACGCGCUCAUGCGUGACAUUGUACCCAUCGUUUAUGGUCCACCGAGGGAAGAUUAUGAGCGCGUAGCGCCACCAAAUUCUUUCAUACAUUUACAAGACUUCAGUAGCUUUCAUGAACUGGCAGAUUAUAUUAAUCUUCUAGAUUCCAAUGAUACCUUGUACAAUUCAUAUUUUGAAUGGAAAAAACAUGGUUUGGUUAGAAGAGUAGGGGUAAAUUUUGCUCUAAAUCCACCAUUUCUGUGUAAAUUGGUCUCGAAGAUAAUUGAUCAUGAACAAAAACUACAGGGUUUUCACCAGGAAGAAGUGCACCCUUCAAUCCACGAUUAUUGGUCAACUUCGUGCCACAAACCGACUGGAUUUCCUCAUGAUUUUUAAAAUAUGUAGAACAUAAUACUAUCAAUGGUAAUGUCGCUUAUGAUGGUGAUUUGUGCUUAUGGCGACACUGACGACGGUGAUGAUGAAGCAAUGAAAUGUCGAUCACUUUCCUUUUUUUUUACAAAGGGUGGCCACCUAACGUAUUAGUUGUAGCUUCAGCAAGAAAUAGAAAGUUUCCGCACCGGGAAACAGAACGCACCCAUGAACAUAAAAACUGCAUGUAUAGAAAAUGCCCGUCAAAUGACAAUAAACAGCUGUGAGGUCAUUGUCGAAAAUUUGGCGAACCGGAGCAGCAGAUCGUCGUAAGCUUCAAAGCCGACGAAAAAUUGCAAAUAUUUCGUUUGUCCAGACUCCACCACGAAACCGCUGU